CAGUGGCAGCCCUUGGAGUGAGGGAGAUGCUCUCCAAGUGACGGAGGAAAACUGCUGUCUACCCAAGAUAGAGCAAAGCUUGCUUCCUCUCGGAGUCCACCUUGUGCUGUACCUUAGAAUCAGGAAGCGCCUGGGUUUUGUCAGGCUCUCCUCCAGAAGAACGUCCGUUGUCUGGGCUCAUCCAUGCCGCUCUGCUCCGAUGAAUCCAAAUAACUUUGGAGACCCCGGGAAUCUUUGGCUCCCUUUCACAGGUGCUUCCGAGGAGCGUCGGCAUCGGAAAAUGAGCACAAAUGAAGCUGCAGGUAGCUUCCGCGGCAUCCUCUCAGGAAGCCCCAGGGGAUUCUGGGGAGGAACCAGGGUCAAGAUCCUGGAAGAAGAAGGUGCUCUUACUUGGGAUGUCCAGCGCUUCAAGGACUUUGGGUACCGGGAGGCCCAGGAGCCACGAGAGCUUUGCAGCAGACUCCACUGGCUUUGCCACCAAUGGCUGAAGCCCGAAAAGAACACAAAGGCUCAGAUGCUAGACCUGGUGCUCCUGGAGCAGUUCCUGGCUGUCCUGCCUUCAGAGAUGGAGAGCUGGGUGCGGGAGUGUGGAGCCGAGACCAGUUCCCAGGCGGUGGCCCUGGCGGAAGGCUUCCUCCUGAGCCAGGCAGAAGAGAAGCAGCAGAAAGUGCCUCAGUUGCAGGGAGACGGACCCUUUGUGGAGGUGACAACAAGCAAUGGAUUCUCCGGUCCCCCAGAAGAACUAGUUUUGGGUGGGAACUUUCAGGAGAAUCAAGGUGGAGAGAUUUUACCAGGGAGCAGAACCGUUUCUCUGAUGUUCAAUGAAAUGUCUGAGUUUUGUGGUGGAGCAGAAAAAACAACCGAACCUCCAGCUCAGGGUUCUGUCUCUUUUGAGGAGGUGGCUGUGUGUUUCACCGAAGAGGAGUGGGACCUUCUAGAUUCCAACCAGAGGGCCCUCCAUGGGGAAGUCAUGCUGGAGAAUGCAAGGAGUGUGGCCUCUCUAGAACUACCCAAACCAGAGUUUGUCUCCUUGCUGGAAGGAGAAGAUCCAUUCCUCUGGAAUUCUGAAGCAGGUGAUGGGCAGAAAACCAGGAAGUGCAUAGAGCCCCCUCUGAAGUACUUCAGUCAUAAUUUGCUUUCGAGUCCAUGCACAGGGGAGAAACCUUACAAAUGCUUCGAAUGUGGAAAGAGCUUCAGUAUGAGCAGCCACUUGCUUUCUCACCAGAGGACUCAUGCGGGGAAAAAGUCGUAUAAGUGCUUGGAGUGUGGAAAGAGCUUCACGCAGAACUUCAGCCUGACAGUCCAUCAAAGAACUCACACCGGGGAAAAACCCUACGAAUGCACGGACUGCGGGAAGUGCUUCAGCCGCAGCCAGCAUCUCAUUCAGCACAGAAGCAUCCACACAGGGGAGAAACCGUUUCGGUGCACCGACUGCGGGAAGUGCUUCAGCCGCAGCCAACACCUUGCCCAACAUCGAAGUAUCCACACCGGAGAGAAACCGUACAAAUGCACGGAGUGCGGAAGGCGCUUCAGCAAUAGCGGAAGUCUAAAUACACACCAGAGAACUCAUACGGGGGAGAAACCCUAUAAAUGCCUCGAGUGUGGGAAGAGCUUCAGCAAGAGCAGUAACCUCACGGCCCAUAAGCGGAUCCACACGGGGGAGAAGCCCUAUCAAUGCUUGGAGUGCGGGAAGAGCUUCAGCAAAAGAGGGAACCUUUAUAAACAUCAGACGAUCCACACGGGAGAAAAACCUUACACCUGCAUGGAAUGUGGGAAGAGUUUCCGGAUGAGUGGGAAUUUUUAUAAGCAUCAGAGAAUCCACACAGGAGAGAAACCCUAUGAGUGUCUGGAAUGUAGGAAGCGCUUUGCCCUUAAGCAUCAGUUGACUUCACAUCAAAAAACUCUUCACAAUGAGAAGCCCUAUCAAUGCAAGGAGUGUGGAAAGAGCUUCCGGAGCAGCAGUCACCUAACUUCCCAUCAUAGGAUCCACACAGGAGAAAAACCUUACAAAUGUAUAGAGUGUGGAAAGAGCUUUAGGCAACGGAGUCAUCUUAUUUCUCACAGAAGGAUCCACUCAGGUGAAAAACCAUAUACAUGCAUCGAGUGUGGAGAGAGCUUCAGGUUGAGCAGUCAGCUGACGUAUCACAUGUGGAACCACACGGGGGAGAAGCCGUAUAGUUGCGCGGAAUGCGGAAAAAGUUUUAGCAAUGUUAGUUCGCUCACGUGCCAUAAAACUAUCCAUACAGGAGAGAAACGAUACAAAUGCACAGAGUGUGGGAAAAGGUUCCGGAACAGCAGUCAUCUUACUUCCCAUAAAAGGAUCCAUACAGGGGAGAAACCGUAUAAAUGCGCGGAGUGCGGGAAGUGCUUCAGAGACAGCUCAGCCCUGGUGUCUCACAGAACCAUCCACACAGGAGAGAAACCAUACAAAUGUAUGGAGUGUGGAAAGAGUUUCAGCCAGGGAUACUCUCUUACGACCCACCAGAUGAUCCAUUCAGGGGAGAGACCAUACAAAUGUAUGCAGUGUGGAAAAAGCUUCAAAUGGAAUAGUCACCUUACGGCCCAUCAGAGGAUCCACACGGGAGAAAAACCAUAUAAAUGUGUGCAGUGCGGAAAGAGCUUCAAAAACAGGAGUAACCUCACCAGCCAUAAAAGGAUCCACACAGGAGAAAAACCGUAUAAAUGUACGGAGUGUGGAAAGUGCUUCAGAGGCAGUUCUGCCCUUAUUUGCCAUAAAACAAUCCACACGGGAGAAAAACCGUAUAAAUGUAUUGAAUGUGGCAAGAGCUUCAGCAGAGGCAGUUCCCUUACUUUCCAUAAAAGGAUUCACACGGGAGAGAAACCCUAUCAGUGUCUGGAGUGUGGAAAGAGUUUCAACCAGAGUAAUUCUCUUAUUUUCCAUAGUAGCGUCCACACCGGGGAGAAACCGUUUAAAUGUACAGAGUGUGGAAAGAGCUUCAGUAAGGAAGGUUGCUUUAUUUCCCAUAAAAGGAUCCACACAGGGGAGAAACCCUACCAAUGUAUGGAGUGUGGAAAGACAUUCCGAUUGAACAGUCAGCUUACAUCUCAUCAAAGGAUCCACACGGGAGAAAAACCAUAUCACUGUACGGAGUGUGGAAAGACAUUCCGAUUAAGCAGUGAUCUCACGUCCCAUAAAAGGAUCCACACAGGAGAGAAGCCGUAUGAAUGCAUGGGAUGCGGAAAGAGCUUCAAGCGGAGCAGUGACCUUACCUCCCACAAAAGGAUCCAUACUGGAGAAAGACCAUACCAGUGUAUGGAGUGUGGAAAGACCUUCACAAUGCGAUCGUCCCUAACUUCUCACAAAAGGAUCCACACGGGCGAGAAACCAUUUCAGUGCGCAGAGUGCGGAAAGAGCUUCCGUGAAAACGGAUCUCUCACGAUUCAUAAGAGGAUCCACACCGGAGAGAAACCGUAUCAGUGUAUGGAGUGUGGAAUGAGUUUCAGGUUACGCAGUCAGCUUGCGUCUCAUAAGAGUAUGCACAAGAGUUUAUCCGUAGAGCCUGGAUUGUAGGAGAAAAAAAAUGGCAUUGAUUAGAACAGGCAAAACCACCCCCUUCCCAGGGGCAAAAUUACCCUCUCCACUCAGCCACAGAAGGCCCAGGAGAACAGAUACUGAGUGGUGAGCAAAGGCUUUGACAAGCAAAGCCCAUAUAUGACAAGCCAUAAAAAUAUCCUUAGAAACUUAACUAUGUUCAUAUAAUACAUUGUUCACUUAAAUACAUCAUUAUUUUUGUAACUCUGUUCCAUUGCCCCAUGGAUUCCCUAUCUGACUUCACUAACCAAGGCACCCAUCACAUACAUGCUUAAUUCAAUUAUUUUUGACAAUCGUAUGUAUAUUCUAGUUUGUGCGAGUGUAUAAGGAGAGAUUUCCUCCCUUUUUAGAUUUUGCUUCUGCUGUCUGUAGUACUAUAAUAAAUAUAUUCUUUGGUGGACAACGUUCUAGUU
This is a messenger RNA of Ahaetulla prasina, 3966 nucleotides long. Its product is annotated as zinc finger protein 665-like. Bases 200 to 3532 code for a protein of 1110 amino acids. Gene Ontology annotation, biological process: regulation of DNA-templated transcription. Gene Ontology annotation, molecular function: DNA-binding transcription factor activity, RNA polymerase II-specific; RNA polymerase II cis-regulatory region sequence-specific DNA binding. The record is from RefSeq and is a predicted model, not a curated record. NCBI's taxonomy places the organism in Eukaryota, Metazoa, Chordata, Lepidosauria, Squamata, Colubridae. The transcript is spliced from 7 exons.